CAAAGUUUUAUUUAUUGUAUUUUAUUUAACCUUUAUUUAACUAGGCAAGUCAAUUAAGAGCAAAUUCUUAUUUACAAUGACAGCCUACCAAAAGGCCCCCUGUGGGGACAGGGGCUGGGAUUAAAAAUAAAUACAUAAAAUAACAAUAUACGACAAAAUACACAUCAUGACAAGAGCGACAACAGUACAUAAAGACAGACCUAAGACAACACCAUAGCAUGGCAGAAAAACAUGAUAACACAGCAUGGUAGGAACACAACACGACAACAACAUGGUAGCAACACAACAUGGCAGCAUUACAACAUGGUAGUAGCACAAAACAUGGUACAAACAUUAUUGGGCACAGAAAACAGCACAAAGGGCAAGAAGGUAGAGACAAUAAUUCAUCACACAAAGCAGCCACAACUGUCAGUAAGAGUGUCCAUGAUUGAGUCUUUGAAUGAAGUACAGGCACAUUGCAGAUUCAGACAACGUUCAUCCAUGUCUAAGGACAUUGGGAGAUAAUGUGGACACCGACCACUAGGAGCAGCAGUGAGCGCUGUGACCUUCAAUUAGCGUUCAGUUGUGCUAGGGAAAGGUGGAUAGAGAUGGCAGAUAGGCAUAAGCAUCUGCCUCUAAUUAGCCAAAGGUUACAAGUUGAAAUCCAGUGAGUGAAAGCUGUUUUUGAGCUUUAUGUGUGAAGCCUAUCCCAAACCUUAACCCUUACUUGAACCAUUCUGAGUUAAUGACUAACCUUAAGAUUUUGGAGCUAAUGCCUAAACUUUACCCUAACCUUAAAAAUUCAGAGUUAAUGCCUAAAUCUAGCCUUAAACACUUCAAAAUGUUAUGUUUGCAACAACUUAAAAAUGUGAUGUUUGAGAAACAUGGAUGAACGUCUAAUUUUGACGUGAGACUGUGAAAGUUCGUUGUCUGAAUCUGCAAUGUGCCUGAACCUCUGUAUAUCUUGCCACAAUAUCAGUACAUUGGCUUGUUCUGUUUCCACUCCAGGAGGAUGAGACAGGCCAUGUUCUUUCUCUUGCUGGCUCUUCUAGUAACACCAUCUGGUGACAUUGUUCCAAAAAAUCUUGCCUUGUGGGGAAAAGCUACACAGUCAGACCUUGUCGAUAACCCAUAUAACGGUUGGAGUCAUGCCUCUAAUGCCAUUGACGGGAACCGCGAUUCACAUUUUUAUCAUGGGUCUUGCACUCACACUGACAGUCAGACUAACCCCUGGUGGAGAGUGGACCUGCUUGAUACCUACAUAGUCACCUCCGUCACCAUCACCAACAGAGGGGACUGCUGCCACACAAAUAUCAACGGUGCAGAAAUUCGCAUUGGGAAAUCCUUACAGGAUAAUGGCAUUCACAACACACUAGCUGGGGUGAUUACCUCCAUUCCAGCAGGUAGAUCUCUACUGAGUUGGAACAAAGGUAUUGAAGGACGUUAUGUGGCUGUGGUUCUACCAAAGACAAGCACUCUAGUACUCUGUGAAGUGGAGGUUUAUGGGUACCUCGCCCCAACUGGAAAGAAUGUGGCUCUACGGGGAAAAGCCACCCAGUCGUCAUUGCAUGGGUUUGGGUUUGCUUACAAUGCCAUUGAUGGGAACCGUGACAAUGCUAUGGAACAUGGCUCCUGCACUCACACUUCUGGUGACCUUAACCCCUGGUGGCGAUUGGACCUGUUUAAUACCUACAAAGUGUUCUCCAUCACCAUCACCAACAGAAAGAAUCUUUCUUAUUCCAGCAGACUGAAUGGUGCUGAGAUCCGUAUUGGAGACUCCUUGGACGACAACAAUGGCAACAACAAUCCCAGGUGUGCUGUGAUCUCCUCUAUUCCAGCGGGCUUAUCCAGCACCUUCCAGUGUAACGGAAUGGAGGGUCGAUACAUCAACGUGGUCAUUCCAGGAAGGAAGGAGUACCUGACCCUGUGUGAGGUGGAGGUCUAUGGGUCACCACUGGACUGACAGAUCCAGAGCAUUUAUUCCUAAAACUGAACGUGAAGCGCAGGACACACUGUUUUGUGGGCUUAAUAUGCUUAGAUAACUUAUAUGUAGGUAGCAUUCUCUCUGUAAGGAAAAGCCAUGUUGAAAUUCAUUUAACAGUUUAGCUUUUUACUUUCACAUGGUAAAUAUAGGUAUAUUGAGUACAUUCAUUUAGAUCCGUUUUAUUGUAACUGUACAUACUGUAACGGCUCCUAACAUUGUACUGUAUUGUAUGUUAAUGUA
This is a messenger RNA of Oncorhynchus keta (chum salmon), 2203 nucleotides long. Its product is annotated as fucolectin-2-like. NCBI's taxonomy places the organism in Eukaryota, Metazoa, Chordata, Actinopteri, Salmoniformes, Salmonidae. The record is from RefSeq and is a predicted model, not a curated record.